AUGCUAAUCUCCACUAUAGCAGCAUGUCGGCGAUAUCCGAGGAAUGAAGGAAGGGCGGAACAAUUUUCCGGUCCACCUCGAUCGGAUUAUAUAUUCAACGAAGUUUCAAUUACACAAAAGCCUCCAGAUACUCACAAUAUAUCACUCGAAUCGUACACUCGUGGUCCCGGAAUUUGUGAUCUUGGCUGGAGAAGUUAUCUCUACCGGAGUUUGUGCAAGGCUGCCUUUUUCCUCAGGAAGGGGUUGGGUAGCUUCGGCCUUACACCCACGAGGAAUGCUUAA
This is a messenger RNA of Morchella importuna, 282 nucleotides long. RefSeq lists its product as uncharacterized. The transcript is spliced from 4 exons. Lineage: Eukaryota; Fungi; Ascomycota; Pezizomycetes; Pezizales; Morchellaceae. The record is from RefSeq and is a predicted model, not a curated record. The coding region runs from base 1 to 282 and encodes 93 amino acids.